CCGACAUCAACAUCAACGUAACCGAACUAACUAAUCUUGCUUGAAAAUUAUGUCGCGAAAAAUUUCCCAAAGGAGGAACAUUUGUUCUUGUUGUGGUUCUGCUGAUUGCAUUUAGAUGGACUUUUAAUUUUAAUUUAAUUUUCAAACUAUUACAUCAAAUUAACAUUAAACAUGCUCAUGAUCGAUAGAUAAUCUUUUUUCUUUUAAAUCUUUGUGGCCAAAACAUAUGACUGAAAAAUAGUGGAUUAAUUAUUAAGUACAGUUCAAGUGGUAUCAAAGUUCAUUUGAUUCAAGAUCAGCUAAAAUAUUUUUCAUAUAAUUUAAUAAUUAAAAAUGGAUUUUAAUGUGCUAAAAAGGUCGCGAAUGGUGCACCUGUGCUGGGCUAUGACCUUUUUCACCUCGGGAAUUAUUGUAAAUUUGAUACAGGCAAUUUUUUACUUCGGACUCAGGCCCUUCGAUAAGAGUUUGUACAGGAAAAUCAAUUGGUAUCUUUGCUACACUAUUUAUUCACAAUUGGUUUGCCUAGCAGAAUGGUGGGCCAAUGUAAAACUAAUCCUGUACAUAGACAAAAAAGAGUGGGAAAACAUAUUUCGGCAAAGAGCACGGUUAUUGUAUCAUGAAUCAUUCGUACGAAACCGAUUGGCUAAUGGGAUGGAUGGCUUGCGAAAAAAUGGGAGUUUUGGGCAACUGCAAAGCGUACGCAAAAAAAGUGAUCCAGUACAUUCCUGUUUUGGGAUGGGGCUGGAAAUUUUCCGAGUUUGUAUUCCUGGAAAGGUCCUACGAAAAAGACAAGGAAGUCAUCGAUCAGCAGAUUAGAAAGUUAGCUGAUCAUCCCGAUCCCAUGUGGUUACUUUUAUUCCCUGAAGGAACCAGAUUCACCCCGAAAAAACACCAAAUCUCUUUGGACUUUGCCAACAAAAACAACCUGCCGCAACUCAAACAUCAUCUUUUACCAAGAACCAAAGGGUUCGUUGCCAGCUUGCCGCCGAUGCGCGGCAAAGUACCCGCCAUUUACGAUACUCUCAUCGUAUUCAAAGACGACGAUCCGGUGGAACCCACCAUGACCAAUUUGCUUUUCGGCAAGCAAAUUACGGCCCAUAUGUACAUCAAGAGGGUACCGUUGGAGGAGGUACCAGACACUGAAGCUGAACAGGAACAAUAUUUGAGGGAGCUUUUUGUUAGGAAAGACAAAAUGAAAGAGAGCUUCAUUCAAACUGGGGACUUUUUCAAAAACUCCGGAGUCACUCCGGUUGAACCAUGGCCGGCACAUAGAAGGCUUUGGCCCAUAUUGAAUGUGAUUUUCUGGAUGGUCAGCAUUCUAGUGCCGUUGCUGUGCUAUCUGGUCAAAUUACUUUUUAGUGGCCAUUUGACUUACUUCAUUAUCGGCGCAGGACUUAUUUUUGCAUUUUAUAUGCUUCUCCAAAGAACCAUCGCAAUGUCCGAAACCAAGCACGGUUCUUCUUACGGUGCAAAGGUUGAGGACAAAUCGAAAAAAUCUAAAUAAUUUCCAUGGAUGUGUAGAGUUUAUUUUACUAGACUGCCUCUAAUGCUAUAAAGAACCUAGAAUUAGUAUAAAAAAAAAAACGUCUCUAGUGCAUUUUCAGAUUUAAGGUAAGUAUACCAUUUUUAAAUGUUAAAAAAAUUAUUUAUUUUGUUGUUAACUAUACUUAACAAAAACAAAGUUCUAGCAAUGUUAAAUGUUUUUUUCUUUAUUUAUAAUGUAUUAGACUAGACUAACAUGUACAUACAUACAUAUAAAUUGUUAUGGGCAAGUUUCCCUCUCUUAAAAUUUAUCAAUUUAUUAGAAUUUUCAAUAAUUUAAAAGUUAAAAAUAAUUUUUAACUUUGUACUUAAAUAUUAUGUAGAUUGAUUUUUAUUUGAUAAGGGUUAUUUUUGUUUCUAUCAAUUAAGAAAUUUAACUUUUAUUUAUAAUAAUUGAAAUUGGUUUAUUUGGAAUGGUUAGGGUGGUUUGUAUUGAAAAAAAAGACAUAAUGCUAAACUUAAAAGUGUUACCAUGUUUAUUUAUCAGACCCAAUAUUUUGUUAUUCUUUUUACAAUAAUUCUAAUAAACUUAUUGUGUUUUUUUUUUAUUAAAAAAUUAAAAUAUAUUAAAUUAGUAUUUUUUUUGCAGCUCCUUUUUUGUUAUUUGUACAUACAGGAAACAUUCACCAAUAAAUACAUUAAUUUUUCUCUUUAUACAUAAACACAAAAUAAAAUGUCAAACAGACUGAUUUCCCAUUUGACUGAGUCUCAAAAGGAAAUCUAAAAGGUGCAUUUGGACUUUAAUUUCCAAGGUGUUGGUUGUGUAAUAAAAACCAGGAACUCCAGCUUGUUCUAAUAUUCUUUGUUGUUCAGCUACCUAAAAUUAUACAGGGUGACUGGUAAGUGGACGUAUUCCUUUGAGGAGGUGAAAGUAGAACCCAUUUGCUACCGAUUAAACAUCAUUUAUCUCUAUACCAUUCUCAACGGUUUUUGAGAUAUUUUUUAUUUUUAUAUUUAAGAAAUUCACUUUUUUGGGAGGUAAAUAUUUAAAAUUAACAAAAUAAUAAGGAACAUACCUUAAUUAGGUAAAUGUUAACACCAAUAUUUGAUAACAUUUCUAUUGUAACACGUGGUAUUAAAAACAAAUCGAGUAAUUUUUUCUUCAUAUUACAAAUAAAACUUAUUUAUUUAAUAAUAAAACAAAAGACUAAUUCUGAAAUAAUGUGCCUUAUUCUAAAGACAAUUAUAUCGAGAACUUUUAUUAAUAAUUUGUACGUUUGAUGUACAAUGAAAUUUUCGAAAUUUUUAAGCAUAAAGUAACCAUUAGUUUGUAACUUGACAAGGAGAGUUAAGUUUAAACCGAAAUAAUUUAAUAGUAAAUAUUAUUGUUUCAAAAUUUUCAAUGCUAAUAUUUGUGUAAGUGUGUCAGCUUAUAAUUUAAAAAGCGACAUUUAAAAUGGCUUUUAUUAUUUUCCUUAAUUUUAAAUAUUUACCGGGCAGAGAAGCGAAUAUCUUGAAAAUUAAAAAAGAAUAAAUAUUUCAAAAACUAUUGAGAAUGGUAUAGAGACAAAGCCUUAAAGUUAAAAAUACAUAUUAUAUACAUCUACAUGUAUACAAAGUCAAAAUAAAAUGAUAUAAACAUAAACAAAUAUAACAUGAACAAAUAUAAAAAUGAACAAAUCACCUAUAAACUAUGAUCCAGUGUGUGGAACGCUCAAAAUUAAGUCAGAAAAAAGUCAUUUACUUUAUAUAAGGCUCUCUCUGAUAAAUAGGAUUUUAGAGCUAUGCGAAAUUUAGGAAGAGAUGCUAUGGACUUGAUGACUACUGGCAGAUGAUUGUGCAUUUUUUUUUGCGUUGUAUAGAAUGGAGCUCUUAAUUAACUCGGAGGAUGGAGUUGGCAGAUAAAGAUCAUGCUCCGCGUUUCUAAGUGGAUAGUUAUGCAAUGGCCUUUCUGAAAUACUGGGUAGGUGUUUGCGGAUAAGGCAGACUGAUUCUAGUAUGAAAAGGGACGGAAGUGUUAAUAUUUUAUAUUUUUUGAAAAAAUCUUGGCAAUGAGCUCUAUUUUUUAAUUUUAGGGAAUAUCUAAUAGCUCUCUUUUGUAAUUUAAAAAUACGGUCAAAUUGAGUCGCACAGCACGAGCCCCAGAAUGGAAGGGCGUAUCGAAGAUGUGAUUUGAAAAGGGCAAAGUAGACUGUUCUAGAAGUUGACAAGUUGAGUUCCUUGGAAACUGAUCUUAUCGCAAAGCAAGCGGAACUUAAUUUUUUUGAUAAAGAAUCGAUGUGCGAAUUCCAUUUUAGGGAUUUGUCUAUAAUAAGGCCCAAAAACUUUACGGAAUCAACGACGUCAAUAGUAGUAGUGUUAUUAGGUACAAUAGGUUGCAUCGUACUUCUAUAUGAUAGAACUUUUGUUUUCGCAGCGUUGAAGCAGAGGAAGUUAGAGUCGCACCAUGUUUUAAUAGCCAACAAGUCGAUGGACAUGGUUCUAUGAAGAGCUACAAUAUCCGGGUUGCUCCAAGUGAAACUAGUAUCAUCAGCAAAAAGACAGAUUUUACCGCUGAUGUCUAGACUAGCAAUAUCGUUGAUAAACAGCAAAAAUAAUAUUGGACCCAACACGGAACCCUGUGGAACUCCACAUUCUAUUGGCUUGCAUGAAGACAUCGUCGUGUCAACCCUCACAAGCUGUUUUCUGUUGUUAAGAUACGACUUGAACCAUUCCAGAGGAGAGCCUCGAAUUCCAUAAUGCUGCAAUUUGUUAAUUAGGAUAUUAUGACUUACACAGUCGAAUGCUUUAGAAAAAUCACAGAAAAUUGAUGCUGUGGAGUGCAAAUUGUUCAAGCUAGAGAAGACAUUAUUGAAGACAGAGAACAUAGCAUCAAUAGUGCAUUUCUUGGUUAAAAAUCCAAAUUGGUGGAUAGUUAGUAUAUUAUAUUUAUGCAGAAAUGAUAGAAGCCUUUUCUUAACCAAUCUUUCAAUGAUUUUGGAUAAAGUAGGAAGAAGUGCAAUUGGACGAUAGUUCGACUCUUGGUCCUUAUCACCUCCCUUGUGCAGAGGAAUAAUUAUAGCCGUCUUGAGGCAAUCUGGGAACACUCCUUGUUGAAAAGAUUUAUUUAUUAAAGCAGUGAGGAGAUUUAAUGUACACUCCGGUAAAUUGAAGAACAUUUUUAAAGUUAGUCCAUCAGUCCCAGAUGACACUUUGUUUUUUAUGUCUUUAAUUGUGCUGAAAAGCUCUAGUGUUUCUACGGGUGUUAGGAAGAAACUGUGUAAAUUCAUAUUGGUACUGGAAAGAUAUGAAAGCGGAUCGCGAGAAGGAGCUAUAGUGGUCAUUAAAUUUUUUUGUUACAUUUACAAAGUAGUUAUUCAGGUUCUCAGGGGAAGUAGAGGUUAUACUGGAAGAGAUAGCCUUAUUUCUCAAGUCGUUGACAAUAGACCACGUUUCUUUGGCAAUAUUUUCAGUUCUAGCGAACCGGUUGUUAUAAUAGGUGUCUUUGGCGGCUUUUAUAGUUUUAUGAUAAAUUUUUCUAUAGAGUUUAACGUAAUUUUGAAAGAAGAGACUGUCUGAAAAUUUUUUUAGGUGUGACAAUGAGCGCAUGUUCUUUGCCGAUGUCCGCAAGCCUUUAGUAGUCCAGGGUUUAUGUUGCUUAUUUUUGAUAGGCCUGAGGGGAAAUGCUUUGAAAGCCAAACCAGAUAAUUUAUUUGAAAAUGUUGAAAAUGCAUUAUUGAUGUCAUCAGAGAGGCAACCCCAGUCAAUUGUUUGACAUGAGCGCUUGAAAUUCAGGAAAUUUUUUUCCGAAUAAAUUCGGCGAAACUUACGUGGGGCAAUCCUGCUAUUGCUCUUUAGAGAAAAGUUUGUGAGUACUGCUUCAUGAUCUGAAAACCCUGAACUUAAGACAGUACAGUCAACAAAGCUUGGAUCAAAAGAUGACACGACGUAGUCGAUAGUGUUAGAUCUGGUUUUAGUUAUUCGGGUUGGAGAUUGAACAUGCAUGACCAUACCAAAAGAGUCAAGUAUAGACUGGAGAGAAUCUUAAGCAGCACACACACUGGAAAAAUCUAUGUUAAAGUCGCCACAUAAAAUUAAUUUACUCUUAAGAGGGAAAGACUCAAGCAAGCUUAGUAAGUUUUGAAAAAAUGUAACCAAGUCAGCGUCAGGUGUUCUGUAAAUACAAACAAUGUAGAGGUCGUAGAUAUUGUUGUAGACUAUAGAAAAUUCGAAUAAUUUUUCAGAUAAUAAAUUGUCGAACUUGGUUAUCGCCGAAAAGUUGUUAUUAGUGGACAAUAUUACAGUACCUCCAUGAGAUAGUAUACUUCUAGUAUACCUAGAUACUGUAGUGUAGUUUUUGACAAACACAGGCUCGUCAAUAUUGAGCCAAUGUUCUGUUAUGGCAAUAAUUUCUGGAAAAUGUAGGUGUUCUAAUAAUAAAUAUAAUUCAUCGGUUUUGUGCCUAAUGGACUGAAUAUUGAUGAGAAAUACACUAAGCUUGCUAUCGUUAAUUGUUUCAGAGGGUGCUUGUUCCUCUAUUCGCGUCAAGGUAUCUAAAAAUUUUUGUUAUUUGGAGAACCACCAGAAAAGUACUUAGAAUGACUCUCCCUAAUUUUUUGAAGCUGUUGGAUUUUUUCCGAAGAGAAAAACGAUCUGAAGGCAGAAAGAUCCGCUUCAACUUCAGCCGAAUCGAUGCCAUAGGCGCUGUGGAAACGAUAAUACAGCUUGCGUAAGGAAUCCACGUCACUCGGUAGGCCCUCUGAUGCUAACGCUAAUUUAAUGCUGGUGUUGGUGUAACCUUCAAAACACACAUUGGGGGGCUGGUCGUGGAGAUAGGCUAGGUAAAGCCUAAGAGUUUUUAAGAUGGAAGGGUCUCUCAAUCUAGCCAGUAGAUAGCGUCCAUUUGCUAUAUCGGAGUUUCGCGAUAUUCGCACUAUAGGUGGGGUCAUCGGGUCAAAGUUGAGCAUUGUGUCGUUAUUCACAUUUGACUCUACAAUAAUAUCAGCGGUACUUAGGUGAAUAUGAGACUUACAUGCAGCAAUGGCCUCUCUAUCGGAUCCAAUCUUGAUUGAUUUAUUCUCUGUAGGCUUUUUCUUGGAAUUGCAGUCUGGAGAAAGGCUUCGGGUCGCUGCAGUGGUUAGGUCGAUUUGUUGAAGACUUGUUGUAGAAAUAGUAUGUACAGGUGAUGUUAAAUUUGAGGGUGCUAAAGAUGACAAGGCAGUGUUUAUUGAACUACCGGGCGGCCACAUACUUAUGUCCUUCAACUGUUCAAAAUGUUUCUUGCUUUUCACGCCAAUUUUGAAUUCGGAAAGUGAACUGUCAUCAUUUUUCAGCAUGGAAAAACAACGGAUAAAGUCUGUUGUUCCAAGUUUUUCCUUAACAUAGUGAGCAAUUUGGUUUGAAGUGUAAGAGACGGGAAUUUUAGACAGAAUCAAGUAAUGCCAAUCUUCUUUUUUAAUGGUCUUAUAAGUUAUGGGUGUUUUAACUUCAACUGGAGUAGCCACUUUCUUGUGAUGCGUGUCAGUUUGUGUCGAAUUUGACUUAUUUGUCCCUAGCUGAGAGGUCUUGAUGUUGGGUUUAUCUUUAGCAGCUAAUUUUUCCAUCAUAAGUGACAUCUGAUCAAUAUUUUUACGCAAAUCACCUAUUUCCUUUAUUAAUUCAUUUUUUGAUGUAUCAUGUACCUGGAUCUUAAUAGAUUCAUCAUGAUUGUCCAUGAAAACAGAUGACAAAUUAAAAAUAUCUUGUUUCAUUUCUCUUAUAGAUUUGAAUAGAGAUUCCUGUCCAUUGUCCGAGAUUUUGGUUUGAUGGCUGUGAAUGUCGUCUAUUUUUUGGUUCAGUUGCUUCCAUACGGAGUCGUGACUACUCAAAAUGUCGUAAAUUUCUGUAAUGACAGGAAGAAGGUCAUUGUUUUUUUUAAACAGGCUCCGAGAGCUUCGACAUUUUCCAUAGAAAUCUGGGAGUUAUGUAGAUGUGUCACUUUAUCAUGCAGGUAUUUCAAUGUAGGGGAAUCACAAACACUGCAGAAGAAUCUAAUGUUGUGGUACUUCUGUUGGUAGAGGACUUUUGUAGUUGUUUUGUCCAAGCCAGUGCAGUUCAUGCAGAAAUACCGGCGACACUCACCACUACAGCGAAGAAUCGGUAGCAAAUGAGCUCUACUUUCACCUCCUCAAAGGAAUACGUC
Ceutorhynchus assimilis (cabbage seed weevil) is the source of this 7642-nucleotide messenger RNA. NCBI's taxonomy places the organism in Eukaryota, Metazoa, Arthropoda, Insecta, Coleoptera, Curculionidae. The record is from the annotation of a GenBank genome assembly.